This is a messenger RNA of Formica exsecta, 2878 nucleotides long. RefSeq lists its product as uncharacterized. The record is from RefSeq and is a predicted model, not a curated record. Gene Ontology annotation, molecular function: protein binding. The coding region runs from base 309 to 2846 and encodes 845 amino acids. NCBI's taxonomy places the organism in Eukaryota, Metazoa, Arthropoda, Insecta, Hymenoptera, Formicidae. The transcript is spliced from 3 exons.
GGAUGUCCCCUCGUGUCGCGGAAAAUUCGGUGAUUCCUGUUCACCUUAAUGUUGCAUUCGCGUAUAUAUGAAUAAAUCUCGUCAAAUCAUUCGUAUUGAAGUCGAUAAGUUUGACAUUUCGAUGAAUUAUUUCGGAGUGAUACGGUGGGAAAUUAUAUCAAACGUGUCUAUUUAUUACUAGUCGGUUGCAGGUUAUAUUACCCCGACAUAUAUAAGAAGAGGAUUUCUUCACCGUGAAGAGUGUGACGCGAAGCGACACAAAUAAGCUUCAUGUGUGGACAGUUGUUUGACUGAUCCACUAUCUAUAAAUGGAUAGUCUCACGGAACCCACGCCGGCGAAAAAGAGAUGCGUUACAAGAAACGAGAAUAAAAUGCAAUUAAUAGAAUGUGUACGAGAAUUUCGGCUGCCGCAACAGUUCCCCAGUACAUUGAAACAGGCGAUGAAGCAGGGUAUUGUGAAUCCCGUGGAAUCCCCGCCAUCAAUCUUAACAAUGCCCGAGAAUAUGAUAACGUCGUUAUCCGACGUCAAGUUUCAAAUCCCAUAUAAACUGCAGAAAUUAAGGAUCUUGUCUCCAAACGGAAAGGAUUUGGGGGAGUUCAACAUCGAAUUGCAGACUGAUAAUCCAUUGAAAGGGAAGAUGAUUACUCUCAGGCCUGUUAAAAAACCUGUCCUGUCUCCGGUCUCGCACAGCAGGAUAUUUCCACGGAUACUUAAACAAGGCACCGCAAGAAUAUUUAAGAAUAAUUUGAUUAAAUCCUGUAGCAGAUGCGAUUCUGAAACGAAUGAAAUUAAUGCAUCGCAAGAAUCUACAACUCUGCGUAUAAAUAAAAUGAUUGAGAAACAAGAUAUCGAGACCAGGAAUAAGGAGGCACAGGCAUGUAAUAGCAAUAUUAAUAUUGAAAUACCGAUUUCUAUAAGCGAGACAAAUCCUAAACAAUCCUUGUAUCAAACUAUUGAUAGCAACAAUCAAAAGCAUAUAGUAUAUAAUGGAAUAAACAAUGUAAAUAGUAAUAUAAAAAUUCCAAAAAUUACAAUAACAGAAAUUAAUGAAAUUACUUCGGCUACAAGAAUAUCGUUGCAUGAAGAAAUUAUUAAAUCAACAUUUCCUGUAACAAAUUUAAAGCUUGCAAUAAACUCAAGCAAUAGUAACGUACAUAAAUCUAAAGAGUAUUUCAAAGUAAGUAGUGGAAAAUGCAUUACUAAUGUAAAAAACACAGAAAAUGUAAAAAUAGUCACAUCUUUAAAAAAUGCAGUAAAUUUUGCUCAACAACAUAAUCAGAUUAAUAACAAUUUAAUUGAAAAUAGUUUAGAUAACAAUGGCAAAGAGAAUGUCAAUAAUCAAAAAGUUAUGAAUAAUAGAAAUAAAUUGUUUCGAGUUAAUCCUGAUGUAGUUUUCUUAAAUAAUCAAGGAUACAAAACAAUGCAAAAAAAUGUUAUGACAGUUAUACCUAAUAAUGAAACUUUUUUAUUUAAUCAGAAUACAAUUUCAACACAGGAGUAUAAUAUUGCUGUAUCACCAGCGAGUGAAAAAAAUGUAAUUAAUGUACAUCAUGGCAAAGUUUUGCACGAUACAAAGUCUGAAAAUAUGCAAAGUAAACAUGUUCUGAAGAAAGAUUCUGGAAAUAAUUGUUCGGCUGUUGUGGUCAACAAUCCUGUGCAACGCGUUCCAGAAUCGCAACCAAUCACAAAUACUACUAAUACAAUCGUGCAAUUAGAUGUACAGAACAGAGAUUAUCCCACGGAUUCAACUCAGUCAGACUUAGCGGAUCAAUGGAAUAUUAUCAAGAAAGCAAUGGAUAGUGUGAAGGAUAACAAGUUGCGUGCACUAGCAUUGAAGGCACUAGCAGAUUGUGGAAUUGGAAUAGAGAGAUAUGUCCCAAUACAUUUACCAGAGAAACACAAAGCUGUACACGACACACAAAUACAGACUAUGGUAUUUGGCUUAUUGGAUCCUACAUCUUUUAUAUUCAUAAACAAAGACUUGGAUAGCAUUCAGAGAAUAAAACAAAUUUCUCUUUAUGAUAUGCCUACUAAUCAAGAUCAAUUGUUAACAAAUGGUUUACACUCUAAUGAUUCCCUAUCCAAAGUUCCUCUUACAAAUGAACAAGAAGACGAUUUUGAUAUAGAUAGUUUUAUUAAACAAAUUUUUGAAGAAGAUUCCGAUACUGCAAAAAUGAAGGAAACUUUAUCAGCAACAAAGAUAAGAUGUAAGAAUCUUAUAGAGCAUUUGGAAAGAGACUUUGAAUCGGUUAAACAUUAUGAUCAAAAUGGCAUGUUAAAUAUACAUAACGCUGUUAUAAGCAAUAACAUCCAUCUUGUUCAGAGACAAUUAAUGAUACUUGAGCAAUGUAAAGAAAAUGUCGAUAUAUUAACCGAGGAUGGAGCGACGAGUUUAGAGUUGGCAAUCAAAUAUGAUGCACGAAGCGAAAUUGUGAAACUUCUACUGAAGGCUGGAGCACAACCGGUGAUACCGAAAUAUAUACACGAAUCGGCAUUGAUUAUAGCCAGUAAACGAUCAUCACCCUUAUUGUCAAUGCUUAUUGAUCAAGUUUCGGAAUCGAAAUUACUCGAUCAAAUAGAUUCGGAAGGUUUUGCGGCAUUACAUUAUUGUAGCAUGCGCGAUAAUUUACAAGGGGUGAAAGCACUUUUAUCAGCCGGUGCGGCUAUAGAUGUGAAAGAUAUGAAAUCAGGACGAACGCCUCUAUUUCAUGCACUGGACAAUGGUCACACGAUAUUGGCGCAGACACUAUUAAAAGCUGGUGCUAUUGCAAAUGUUACCAAUUACGCGGGACAAACGCCUCUACCUAUAGUGUCAGAAAAGUUUGUCUUUCAGAAUAUUAAUUAGAAGAGAAAUAACGUAAUCACUUUUGUUUCUAA